Messenger RNA from Paramuricea clavata, 1519 nucleotides. The record is from the annotation of a GenBank genome assembly. Lineage: Eukaryota; Metazoa; Cnidaria; Anthozoa; Malacalcyonacea; Plexauridae.
AUGUCUGAAAACGAUGUCCAAUCGCUCAACUCGGAUUUCUCCCGUCUCAACGUGUCAGACAGCGCAGAAUGCUUGCUAUUGGAGGAAAUGCGCGAGAUGCUGACGCAAGAAUGGAUCGCGUUCUUGGCUGACAAUAAGCGCGGGAAAAGCCUGUCCCGCAUUCGGGCUGGUGCCCCAGCCGCGGGCGAGUUAUCGCGGAUUGUUCGGGUUAUGCAACGGAAGAUGAGCGGCGAUAAGUACCUGAAAAUGCAGACAUGUAUACGGGAGUUUAGAGAUCUACCCGGGGUCAUCGCUAUGGAAGAUACACUGCUGAAGUUGUCCGUGCAUUUGGAGACUGCACCGCCCGAAACAGGUGAAGUGACGUAACAGCAGGGAUGGGUACAGGUUGAUCUGGUGGAGGAGGGGGAUGCUGCAUGAAUGUGGUGGGGAGGGGGAUGCUGCAUGAGUGUGGGGAGGAGAUUUCCUACCUAUUUCUACCUUUCCCUCCCUACAAAAUUCGCAUACCCCUUUUGAUAAAUUCCAUGUUAAGAUAAUUUAGAUAAGAUAAUUUGUUGAAUGAUAACAUGUUGAAUCCUAAGUUUGCUUCCCCAAUGUUGAGCUUCGUGUCAUGGUAAAUUACCAAAAGUUGUUUCGGCGUUGUUUACAACAUUGAACUGGGGAACAGGGGGUGACGAAGUUUGUUUUGUCAAUGUGCAUUAGCUUUGCAAGAUUAGCUUGAACGGUCUCAAGGGUUCUGUCCAAGAUUGUAGCUAUGGUAUUAAUGGACAACUUGCAUGUUAGACUAAAUUUUAAUCUAAGCACGUAAAGAGAAGGGAAUCAAACACCACAGCUAAAAGAACAUAAUGAAAUUAGUAAAAUUGUAAAUUUGGUUGCGAGAUGUUGUAAAGCUUGGAAACUAUAGCCUUGCAAAGUUUGCAAAUGUUGUAUUUUCGGGUCAAAAAUGGUAACAAUUUCCUACAAAAUAUGCAAACUUCGUACGGCUAUAUUUUCCGUAUUUUACAACAUUUCGUAACCAAAUUUUGCAAUUUUACUAAUUUUAAUAAGUUAGAGUAAAGAGUAGAGUAAAGUAAAGACUUUAAUUGCCUAGAUAAAAAAUUAGUCUAUUCUUUGAACGAAAUUUCGAGCUGCAAGCGGGCUAUCACCAGCAGUGCAACCAACUUGCAAUUUUCUUUCAUUGUAGGUGAAGUGAAGAACUACUCGAAACGCGUUUUGUGGCUCGAGGCAUUCUGCCACAUCACCGGAACAUUGGUAGGACAAAUGGAUGUCAUACUAAGCUUCCUUAAAGGACGCGAGACUCGAGAAGUGUUAAAGAAAACCAAAGAUUUGUUGGCAAGUACCAGCGCACAUUCUAUCCAAUCUCGAAGUUCUGUGAACAGUACUGCACAGCCGCAGGCCGAUGACAAUUUGAACUCGCUACCUGGUUACUGUAUCAUAUUGUAAGAAACUAAGAAUCAAGUACAUACGUAAGGACCUCCAAUGUAAAAUUUGAAAUAUCAAACAUAUGAAAAAUGAAGUGAGG